AUGUCCUCCCAAGAAAUCCGGUCGCUGCUCGCCCCCGCAAACACACAACAAGCGUAUUCCAAGGCCUCUAUAUUUCUCAAUUCGACAUUCCAUUCGUUUGAAGACCUUAAUUGCCUUCAGAGGGACGUUGCCCAAGCUCAACAGCGUCGCGACGAGCUGGAAACCAGGCUAGCGCUUUCCCAGUCAAGAAUCAACGUUCUCACGGCAGAAACACGAGUGGCCGUGGAAUCAUACCGUCACUCUGCACAAGAACUCUCUCUAAAGAGGCACACUCUCGCCGACGAGCUUGCCAGUCUAUCCCAGGAUUUCGUCUCUUCCCUAUCAGAUGUCGAUCCAUCCCCGACCCUCUUGGAGGAUAUCGAGACAUUGCAUCGUAACCUAAAGGAAUUGAAGAGCGUCAAGGAAUAUGUGCAGAUUAUAAAACACGCCUUGAAUCUUAGCGAGUCCGCAGUGCAGCAAAUAUCAGCCUCGUCUUCCAUAUCCAAUGACUCCGUCACUCACUUUAGGUCCCUGCGUGCAUUCGUCACAGGUGUCUCUGAUGUGUGCUCGGGCGUCACGAGUGAGAGCAAUGGAGACAGACUAGGUCUCGUUGCAUUUUUGGAGAGACUGCAGGAAACAACUUGGUCUGGUAUGAAGACCGUUCUAUCAAACACGCUAUUAUCUGCUGCAGAGAAACUUGAAUGGCCCAUGACAAUCAGGUAUUCCUCUGUACCACCAGAGGACAGGGUCGCGUUCGAAGCAUCUUUCUGCAAUCUCUUGGAGCUUCAAAAUAUUGGAGAGACUCUUUCACAUAACGAUACAAAGACACGAUCAGAAAAAGAUGGCCUGUAUCCUUUAGAAACUCUCGUGCAGCCACUUUCUCUACGAUUUAAAUAUCAUUUUGAAGGGAAUCGACAGACAAAUCAGUUGCACAAGCCGGAGUGGUACUUCACCCAUGUGUUGAAUGCUGUAACCGAUCACCAGAAUUUCAUGGAAAGUGUUGUUCAACGUCUGCUUUCAUCAACGAAAUACAAAUCUUUCAAUGCAUGGCACGAAUUCACGCUAUUAUUGUUCCCGCUUCUGUCCCGGAAACUAAGACAUACCGUCCCAUCAAUGUUCUUGCACCCAUCACUUCUCGCUCAUACCAUAUACCAAGCUCUUUCCUUCGAUGCAGCAUUGUCGGAGGAAGGGUUUACAACAAUGGACACUUCUGCCCGGGAUACCUUUGAGUCCAGUCAAUGGCCCGGGGUUGCAGACAUUAUUCUUGGAAAGAAGGAGUGGUUUGAAGCCUGGAUAGAUGGCGAAAAGAAAUUCGCAGAAGAUCAGUACCAUGAGAUCAUAUCUACUCCGGACGCUUGGCAAAUUGCCGAAUGCGAAGUGGAAAAACAGGCAAGUGAGUUACAGACGACGAAUUCGGCUCGUAGGAUAUCGGCACUUGUCGAACAAGUCACAGACCGAUAUUCUCCGCUACCGAAUUUUACUCAGCGUACACGGUUCCUUAUUUCGGUCCAGCUUCCAAUAUUGGAGUUGUAUCAUGGUCGUAUAUUAUCCUCAUUGGAUGCCUUUGAGACGUUGUCUUCUGCGCUUGUCCGUGCGGUCCCAGGAGCCCUUGGUGUCAAUCUCGGAGGCAAAGAGGAUACCAGCGUAAAUGUUGAGACACGGUCACUGACAAGUGGCGUGGCUGGUGUGCAAAGGCUUUGUAAGGCUUUAUUGAGCGCGAACUACAUGGAAAUCUGCAUGGAAACGUGGGGCGAAGAGGUGUUCUUCUUGGAACUGUGGACCGAAAUAAACAUGCGCGCUUCUUUGCGAGCUCGUGUUCAAGGCAACCCUUUACUUCCUGAUCCGGAAGUCGAAGAAAGCCCGUUGGGCCACGAAACAAUAUUUGAAGAACUAAUCAAUCAUUACCGGAAACUAUCCGUGCGAGCACAGGACAUGAUAGUCCAACAGGUUUGCGCGGAAGUGGAAGGGAGCCUCAGACCUCAUCUUACAGCCACGACAUCUAAUCCAAAUUCAAGCACGGAUCCAGGGCAAGACGAAGUUGCCAUAUCACAAACGCUCUUGGCACCUAUUGCUCUGUUAUCGACCCAUCUUACCUAUAUCCGUACGACUUUACCUCAAUCGACAAUCACCUUGCUUUAUCGGCGGAUUGCAUCGCGUCUUUCUGAGCACAUCAUGCAAAGACAAAUUCUGUAUCGCGGAAAUGUUUCCGUUCGAGAAGCGAGAGAAGUACAGGCGGAAUGUGAGUUGUGGGUGGAGACCAGCCAAGGAGGACUAGCCGGGGCCCUUGGUGCUGGCCGUAACCGUGUUGAAGCUCCUUGGUCGAAGCUCUUGGAGGCAGGAAGGCUAAUCGCGGCCGAAGGUCCAGUUUGGGACAAGGCGGUUGACUUCACUUAUGGGUCAGGAAGUGAACGCGAAUGGGAGGUCGCAAUGGUGGAAACCACUGGAUUCAGUGAACUGAGCCGUGAGGAAGUCGGACGCAUCUUGCGGCGGCGAAACACUGAAUGAUUGACUCCAGCACUUCGUAGGGAUUAUUAUGUAUAGUUAGUUCUACAACAACAGAUCAUAAAAAUCGAAAGCAU
This is a messenger RNA of Guyanagaster necrorhizus, 2558 nucleotides long. Its product is annotated as RINT-1 family protein. Gene Ontology annotation, biological process: retrograde vesicle-mediated transport, Golgi to endoplasmic reticulum; endoplasmic reticulum to Golgi vesicle-mediated transport; regulation of ER to Golgi vesicle-mediated transport. The record is from RefSeq and is a predicted model, not a curated record. The coding region runs from base 1 to 2484 and encodes 827 amino acids. Gene Ontology annotation, cellular component: Dsl1/NZR complex. The transcript has 11 exons. Lineage: Eukaryota; Fungi; Basidiomycota; Agaricomycetes; Agaricales; Physalacriaceae.